Sinocyclocheilus anshuiensis is the source of this 2933-nucleotide messenger RNA. RefSeq names its product FYN-binding protein-like. The record is from RefSeq and is a predicted model, not a curated record. Gene Ontology annotation, molecular function: protein binding. The transcript has 17 exons. NCBI's taxonomy places the organism in Eukaryota, Metazoa, Chordata, Actinopteri, Cypriniformes, Cyprinidae. The coding region runs from base 175 to 2505 and encodes 776 amino acids. Gene Ontology annotation, cellular component: plasma membrane. Gene Ontology annotation, biological process: T cell receptor signaling pathway; integrin-mediated signaling pathway; protein localization to plasma membrane.
CUAAUUAAUAUUCAUGAGCCAAGCCUUCAGCAGAGGAGGAUUGGCAAAUUCGUACCUGGUUUAAUCAAUCAGUAAGAACAAUGUUACGCUGUCUAAACGCGCUGUGCGAGUGUUUUGAAGAUAUUAUGUAAUAUUUAUGCACUUCGCGCUUGGCCAAGGAGAAUUUAAACGAACAUGGAAGAGGAAGCCUGCACCAAUUUCAAAUCCAUAAGGGCAAAGUUCCAGGAAGAGAUCCAGGUGAGGUACAGACCUGCGCUUCCUGAGAAACCCAAACGCCUCCCGACCUCUGCUGUAGGCCGCUCUGGUCUGAUAACCAUGAGCUUUUCUUCAGCUGUGGAAGCCAAGACCGCCAGUCAACCCCGGGUCAUUUUGAGAGAAGACCUGAAAACACCUUCAGGAAAACGCCCUGUAUCGUUCCCAAGCACAACAUCUGGAGAUGGGCCCAACAGGCAGUCACUUAAAAUGUGGCAUUCGCCCCUCGUGUUGCCGCUUUCAAGCGAGCCAAAGCAUGACUCUUCCGCACCUCCUUCAAAGAGCAUCACCUCGCCUCUUAAAUUCAUCAUGAAACCAAUUCCUACACCUUUCAGCUUGACUAGAGUUUCAGUGUGUGGCAGAGAAAUUGGUAAAAAUGGUCUGGGGCUUGUGAAAAACAGUGGUGCUUUUAAUGUUCAGAUGGAAGAGUCCACCGUAAAGACUGCAAGCACAGAAGCUGUGGAGGUCCAGCAGACUAUGGUGUCAAAUCCUGGAUUGCUGGAUCAUCCACCUUCGCCUAAUGAUUCACUGAGAGAUUCGUCUUCUGGAAGUGUUACUCAUUUCUUUGACCAGCAUGUCCUGAGCACACUAGAGAAAGCCAAGAGGAAGCUCUGCCACAAGAACCUGUUGGUGUGCGGCAGACCAAAAGGCUUCUACUCUAGUAAAGCACAGGCGCAGCUCGCAGAAAGUCCUGGAAGUUGUCACCAAGAGACUUCUCCAUUGAAGAUUAAUGCAACAUCAAAGACUGCCAUCACUGUAAUGGAGCAUGGUGGAGUCAUGCAGUCUGAGAAAGCAUGCAAACCUCUUCCUGAUCUGGCAACCCUAGGCCCUUCGCCCUCAAAGCCUCCAAGACCCCCACAUGUGGAUCUGAGCAAAUAUAAGACUGGAUCUCACACCAGUGACCCAAGCGAAGCACUUACUGUUGAAUCUGCACCCGAGGCUGAGAUUGUGGCCACUGCUAAUGCAUCACUCGAGGACGCAAGCGUACCUCCCCCCGAAUUUCCAGAUUUUGACAUUUCUGCACCAGAAGCCACAGACAGUAAUGGCAUAAAUCUGGCGGCCCUAGAUUUAGAGGCCACUGAAUUUCCAGGGUUUGAUUCGUUGCCUCCACCUCCUCCACUGCCAGAUGAAGACGAUGGCCUGCAUUUACAGGCUGUUUUGGUCCAGCAUUGUCCGAGUCAUUUUGGUCCAAAGCAGUCAGAAGACGCUCUGUGUCAGUCUUUAGAGGACGCAGGAAUCUUGACGUCUGCUACAGAACCAGUGACCUUUGACCUGAGAAUAAAUGGAUCGCACGCCUCCUUCAACCUGAGCGCUGAACACCAACUUCCAUCAGAACCAAUGCAAAAUUCUUCUCAACAAAAGCGUUUCCACGAAACCUUUGAUAAUGUUUAUGAGGAUGUGGAAACAGUCCCCAGGUUCUCUUUUGCUCAGAGCUCUUAUAAGUGUAAAGGGGCUCCUAAAAAUCCGUAUGCCGAUAAUGGCCAUGUGAAAGAAGAAACAUGGAGGAAUAUUUGGCACGUCACUCAAUGGUCUAAUGCAGCUGAAGAUCAAAAUGGCCAACAUGAUAGAAAGAAGCUGAGCCCUGAACAUCAUGAGGAUAAAGAGCAGAAGAAGAAAGAGAAGCAGCGUCUGGAGAAGGAGAAGAAAGAACAGAAAGAGAAGGAUAAAAAGAGAAAUGAGAUGCACAAAAGAUUUAAAAUCACUGGACUGGAAGAGCCCAUGUAUCACGCCAGAGUGUUGGCGGACAGCAAACUGCGAAAGUACGACCUGCCCGUCAAAAGUGGAGAUCUCAUCAGCAUCAUCCGAACGGUCAGCUGCCCCAAGGGCAAAUGGCUAGCCAGAGACGCCAACAACAAAUAUGGAUACAUAUCUGUGAUGAAUGUGGAGUUGAACAUUAAGGAGAUGCUUGAGCUCGGAAAAAAGGUAUCACAGGCUGCCGGCCGAGGCCAAACCAAUGGAGAUGACCUUAGUGUCAGCAGCAGGUCCUCUCAUCAGAAUCCUGUGUUUACAAGUAGCUUCACUGAUGACAGUGAAGAAUGGAUGUAUGAAGAUGACACGUUGUCGCUAUCAGCUGAAAAUUUGAGUCUGAUCAAAGCUACCUCUAUGCCUGAGAUGUUUGAUAGCAACUCUUCUGCUCAUCAUCCUUCCAGCGACUGGAGUAUUGAAGACAUGCAGACACAAGAGGCAGAAAGCUUCCAGUUUGCAGACAUUGAUCUUCUGCCUCCUCCAGCUCUUUACGCCGACUCUCUGUGAGCCUGUGUGCAUCAAGGACAUCCUCAUUUCUUCAAGAAGUGUUGUUUGAAAACUAGCUAUCUAGCACUGGCCUUUAGUCUUCAGAUCAUCAAAUCAGACUUAAUUCUCAAAUACGACGAGAACAAAUGCUUCAGCGGUGGUAGAUUGAGGAUGAAUAACAGACAAUGCCAGCUUAGGGGUUUUAAUGAAAUGGGGGUGUGGCACUUAUUCAUUUGAACUGUUAAAUUGCAAAAUUGAAGUCAUUUUUUAAGGCAUUGAGAGUAACUUUAAUUUUGCGUAUGCACCUUUAAGUUGCUUUUUUUUCUUCGUGUGGGAACAUUGGAAGUUGGUGGUUUGAUUACAUGUUUGCUUAAUAAUGAACACACAACUUGAAUGGAAUAAAUGGAUCUGAAUACAGCAGUGAGCCUGACCACUUUACUCCACUUAAA